Molecule: messenger RNA, 447 nt
Organism: Protopolystoma xenopodis
Lineage: Eukaryota; Metazoa; Platyhelminthes; Monogenea; Polystomatidea; Polystomatidae
Source: the annotation of a GenBank genome assembly
AUGCAGAGUGGGCCUUCACACAACUCGGCCCUACCAACCGACCAGCUCCAGCUCCCUAUACUUCCCACCGCACCGAUGCCUCAUUCUGGCCACUUGCCCCAUUCUCCCUUUGUCCCCUGUCCUCUCGCCAACUCUCCUUUUGAUCAGUCCUCCCAGAAUCGACGACUGGCAGGCCGGUUCGCCCACUCCCAUUUGCCCAACUCCUCUUGUCCUCCCUUCCCCCACAGCGUACUCAUGGGAUUACUCCCUCGGGCACUAUGCUCUGCUGUCGUCCAUCCAUUUUUCCCAGUCUCCUAUCUAUCACAUGGAAUGACAAAAUAUGUCUCUGGAGGUAUAAGAGAGAGUAUGCUGGGCUGCAACUCGACUUCACCAGCACAGGCAGGGCAGCCUUGGCAUAGACGCCACCAGAGGACUCUUGCCAAGAAAGUUGCCUUCACUCUGGCCUGA